Messenger RNA from Phycodurus eques (leafy seadragon), 5972 nucleotides. RefSeq names its product thioredoxin domain containing 16 (gene txndc16). The coding region runs from base 556 to 3084 and encodes 842 amino acids. Lineage: Eukaryota; Metazoa; Chordata; Actinopteri; Syngnathiformes; Syngnathidae. The transcript has 21 exons. The record is from RefSeq and is a predicted model, not a curated record.
UUUGUCUAAUUUGAAACUCUGACGCAUUUGAAUGAAAAGUAUAUUACUCAUCAAUCUUUGUUGUAUUCCUCUCUGCAUUUUGUUCCAGUUACUACGUGCAUAUUGGCAAUCAAACAAUGUAUAUUGAAAACAACAGGAGGAAGUUAUUUAUGAGACGUAAGGCGACUUGUAUUCGCGACACUUAUUCAAAAACAACAGAAUGUUAUGUUGAGGUAACUUCCUAAUGCGAUUCUCAAGGAACAGUGAUACAGUAUUCGUAUCUAGCUUUCCCUAUGGCUACAUGGUUUACGUUUUUUCAAACUCUUGGCUCUUUGGUAGGUCAUUAAAAAAAUCUUUACAACAAGGAACAGCUAGCACAAAAUGCUAAAACACUUGUCACUGGUUCUUCUUAUUUUCGCCCGAGGCACAUUUUUUUGUACUUUUUCAGCUAUUUUCCACCCCGAGGAAGGACCUAGCUAGGGCCGUGUUACUAUUGACGUUCCAGUAUUCACCUGAGCUGAGUUUUCUUGCUAUUUUUACAUCUGAAAAGACCAAAGUUUAUGUUCUCAGCCUUGCAUGUCCAUCAUGUGGCUGCGUAUGACUUUCUUCAUGCUAUGCACAACUGCUGGAGGAUGCACAGAUAUGUUCAACACAUCAGGCCUGCUGCUGGAAUUCAGGGCUGUUGAUUUUUAUGACAAAAUAAAUUCUGGGAAGAUGGUCUUUAUGUAUUUUGAGACCCAAGUCUCGCCAACUAUCUCGCUCUUCUUGGGGGAAUUGAAAAAGUCUGCAGAUGUUCUGAAAGAUUAUGGAAUACUCGUGGGCAAGAUCAACUGCAAAAAGGAGAUUGUUCCCUCAUACUGCAUGAAAGAAAAGGUGGAACACACCGCUUUUCUUUUCAGGGGUGGUAAGGAGUUCUUGAGUUUUGAUUUGGACACUGUGUUUGACGUCAACUCCAUUGUUUCUGAAGUCUUGUUUGCUAUUUUACGCGACGAGGUCAAGUACGUGCAUUCAGACGCCGACCUCUUUGUCAUGGAGAAGUCAGUCAGAGGGAAAAAGGAUAUCGUGCUUGCUUAUGUCAGCAGUCUGGGCACACAAGAGCACAGAUCAGUAAUGGAGACAGCUUAUGUGUACGGAUCCAAAUACCAGUUCAUCCUCAUAACUGGAGGCCCUGUCUUGAAGCACUUAGGUGUUCACAGAGCAUCUCCUUUGUCUCGAGUAUGGUUCCUCCACUGCAGGGCUCCCAACUCUGAGCGCUGCCCUCUGACACCUAUGAGGACACCACUGUCAACACUAAACCUGCACACCUUCCUGCAAAUCAUGGAGGCUCCACUCUUGUCAGAAGUAUAUGAAGACCCCUCUGCUGUUCCAAGUCCGCAGUUUCCCUACCAACAGAUCCCCCAGGUCUUUCUGUUCUCACAUUCCGAAACGGAGCAACUAGAUCGGGACACGGCUGACACUCUGGCCUGGAGGCUGCGUGGCCUCGCCCUACUGACGCUAGUGCACAGGAAGAGUCCUAUGGUGAAAACGCCUGUUGAAUAUAACGCUGCUUACAGGCUGCCAGACAAGGGGUCUGAGGUUAAGUAUUUAACCUUAGACAACCUGGAUGAGCUCUUGGACCUCUUCCUCUGUAAUGAGGGAGAUGAAAUCCAAGAUGAGGAGUUGGAGGAGGAAGAGUGUAAUAUUGAGGAAGAUGUGUCUAAUGGGGAGUUAGAAGACGAGAUUGUGGCAUCUGUCUAUGUGAACCGAGGCCACGUGGUGCACAUGGCCUCCAUUACCCAACUGACGUCUGAUGACUUCGCCGACACAGUAGUUCAGAGUGGCCUCACGGUGGUGCUUUUCUACCUCAAAUGGGACGCCGUUUCAAUUGCCUUCCUCAGGUCGUUUACAGAAGUGGCAGAGAGGCUUGCAGAUGCUGACAUUGCUGGUGUUACCAUGAGCGCAGUGGAUUGUGGAGAAUGGACAGACCUCUGCGCUGCUCAGCCUGUCGGCUCUCUCCCAGUCUCAUUCCAGCCCAUCACUGCCUUUCCAAGUGUCCUGCUGCUCCGCCCUCGGGAGCCAAUUCAGGAGUACAGGGGAAUGUUGGGAUGUGAGCCGCUGCAUCGCUUCAUUUUGCUGAGCCGCCCGGCGUCCCCCCAGCUACUGUCUACUCACCAGGAAGUGACAUCAUUCCUUCAUGGAGCGCCUCAUCCUGAGCUAACGGGCUACUACCCUGACAGAGUAGUUGGACUAUUUAGGACGCAUACACAUUCAGGUGUGCCAGUGUUUAAUGAAGCAGCAAAGUCAUUGCAAGGGAAGGUGCUGAGCGCCAUGCUGACAGAUGUGUUGGCACAGGAAUGGGCUGCCGAUCUCGCUGUCAACCUUCCUGCAGUAUUAGUGUUUCCGUCUUGGAGGGGACACUCCCGGCCCUCUGUGUUGUCCCUGUUCGUCUCCGUGGAUAACUUGGUCUCCCAUAUUGAAGCGGCACUGCUGCAUCCUUUGCCUGAGUUGACAGUGGAAAACCUGCCAUCCUUCCUCAACCUGGGAAAAGCCCUUCUCCUGCUGUUUGUUGGAGAAGAGGAGGACGAGAUUGGACUGAAGCAGAACAAGGUGCUGCUGGAGGAAAUGAGAGACAUGUUGGAAUUGGGAGGCGAGAGGAUGGAGCGCUACUUGACCUGCUGGAUCCACCUUGGCCGUACUCCAGCUGGGAUGUCAGUACUGGGCUCUUAUCUGGGUUCUAUGCCCCCCCUUCCUGCACUGGUUCUCACUCAUUUGCCCUCAGGACAUGAAGUUUACGAGUACCCACCCAACACACCCAUCGUGGCCGGGUCUGUCUUGCAGUGGCUGCAGAGGGUAGAGGAAGCCAGAGAGUCUCCUGCAGGGAUGUUAAGGAAAGAUGACUGGCCUCCCUCUUCGGAGUUCUAUGACUUUCUGAAAAUCAUGGACGAUGAGGAGCCUGGCUUUGCUAAGCAACGCGUUUCCAAAGAAAGGAACGAAGAAGUGGAGGAGGGUACUCCUCAAUCAGUGUGCAAAUGGAGCAGAUGCUACUCUGGCAUGAGUGGCCAGUCCGUGGCAGGCCGUGCUUUCUCAGAAGCCGCAGGAAGUAUAUCCUCUGCUGGGCCUUUUUGAGGACGGAGUUGAUGUUGGUCGCCCACUUCAGGUCCUGAGAGACUGUAAUUCCCAGGAACUUGAUGGUCUCGACAGUUGACAGAAGGCAGCUGGACAACAUGAGGGGCAGCUGUGGUGAAGUAUGCCUCCUGAAGUCCACGAUCAUCUCUACGGUCUUGAGCGUGUAUAGUCCCCGAUUGUGUCGGCCGCACCACAGCUCCAGCCGCUCCACUUCCUGUCGAUAUGCAGACUUGUCAACGUCCUUGAUGAGGCCGACGACAGUGGUGUCAUCUGCGAACUUCAGGAGUUUGUCAGCCGGGUGCGCUGAAGUGCAGUCGUUCGUGUGGAGAGAGAAGAGCAGCAGAGAGAGGACACAACCUUGGGGCUCCCCAGUGCUGAUGCUGCGUGUGGAUGAGGUGGCCUCCCCCAGCCUCACCUGCUGUGUCCUGCCCGUCAGGAAGCUGUAAAUCCACUGCCAAAUGGCAGGUGAGACGCUGAGCUGGAGAAACUUGGAUGAAAGGAGUUCAGGGAUGAUGGUGUUGAACGCUGAGCUGAAGUGCACUGUCGAGAUGUUCUAGGAUAAAGUGCAGUCCCAUGUUGACUGCAUCAUCCGCAGACCUGUUCGCUCGGUAGGCAAACUGCAGGGGGUCCAGCAGGGGACCUGUGACGCUCUUGAGGUGGUCCAGCACAAGACGUUCAAAGGACUUCAUAACCACAGAUGUCAAGGCGACAGGCCUGUAGUCAUUUUGACCCGAGAUUGUAGGUUUCUUGGGGACUGGAAUGAUGGUGGAGCGUUUGAGCAUGCAAACUCCACACAGGCGGGGACCCCGGUCCUCAGAACUGUGAGGCAGAUGUGCUAACCAGUCGUCUACUGUGCCGCCGUAAUGCAUGAUUAUUAUUAUGAUUAUUAAGUGUUCAAUAUAAUUGGAUGUCAAUGACCUACGGGGUCCCUCACGGGUCAGUUCUUGGGCCCCUCCUGUCCAGCCUCAGUAUGUUACCAUUGGGUCAAAUUCUUCAGAACCUAAAUGUUGACUAUCAUAGCUAUGCAGAUGACACACAGUUAUAUCUAGCAGUGUCUCCAAAUGACUACCGUUCAAUUGAGGUGUUGUGUCACUGUCCAAACAGAUACAAAACUGCUAAAGUUUUCUUCAAUUACCAUAUUUUCACGACCAUAAGGCACACUUAAAAGUCUUAAAUUUUCUCCAAAAUGGACGGGGCGCCUUAUAAUGCGGCGCGCCUUAUGUGUGCACCGAGUUCCAAAAUCUGUAAAUGUUGUGUGACUUUAAUGAGCGCUCCGCUUGACUGACUGGGAGCAUUUCCUGCCGACACGCUGCUUAUGUAGAGGAAGGUGGACGUGACUGAGGACAGCAUGCGGACGUAAAGGGGAAGGGUGUACGUGACAGAGGAGGCUAAAGACACGCCCCCAGUAGGUAUAUUGUUCCGGUAUGUGCAUCGGUUUGGCUAAGGACCCCCGAAAACGGAGCCUACGAAGAGACACGCUUACGAAGCACAGUUUAAAGUGCAAGCUAUUAGUUACGCGGCGGAAUAUGGGAAUCGAGCAGCCGCAGCCGGGAGAGAAUUCAAGAUCAACGAAUCCACGGUUCGCAAGUGGAGGAAGCAGGAAAACGAGCUUCGCCAAGUCAAGAAGACAAAGCUGAGUUUCCGCGGAAACAAGGCGAGGUGGCCCGAGUUGGAAGACCAACUCGAGCAAUGAAUUAAUGAGCAAAGAACAGCCGGGAGAAGCGUCUCUAGAGUCCCCAUUCGACUGAGGGCAAUAACUCGGAACUUGCCAUCAUUCCGGGAGGCUUGACGAACCGCUGGACAUCCGUGUAAACAAGGCGUUCAAAGUGAAGUGAGCGGCGUGGGAGCCAUGGAUGACAGAUGGCGAACACAGCUUGACUACGACUAGGAGGCAGCGCCGGGCGAGUUACGCCACAAUAUGUGAAUGGAUUGUGGAUGCUUGGGCUAACGUGUCUGCUUGCACUGUUGUUCGAGCUUUCAGAAAAGCUGGCAUCAUUUCUGCACGGCAACGAGACUGACUCGAACCUGGCGUGUUUGAUGGAGAACUUGCCCAACUGUUCAUUUCGGAUACAGAAGAUGAGGACUUUGAUGGAUUUGUGGAUGAGGAUUGAUCGAAAAAUAACUUGAGUACAUUGUUAAAUACUUCAAUAAAGUACAACCGAACUCAGUUUUGCUCCCGCUGCCUUUUUAAAAACAUUGUUUUAGCGUGCAUGAAUGCUACCGUAUGUUUUAAGAUAGCGUAUGUUUUACCAUGCCUGCGACCAAUAAUACGGUGCGCCUUAUGUAUGCGUUAAAUACAGAAAUAGGCCCCGUAACUGAGACUGCGGCUUUUAAUGCGGUGCGCCUUGUGGUCGUGAAAAUACAUAGUCGCUCCCUCUAAAAACCAAAGACCAAGUCUUAAACCUUGGUGUUCUGAUAGAUUCCGACCUGACUUUCAACAGUCAUAUUAAAUCAGUCACUAAAACUGGACUCCCUCAAAAGAGCAUUAAACCGAUGCAGCCUACGCAGAAUGCUGCAGCUCUGGUUCUGACCAUAACAAAGAGAUCAGAACAUAAUACUCCAAUUCUAAAGUCUCCACACUGACUCCCAGUCCAUUUUAGAAUAGAUUUUAAAGUGCUGCUAUUGGUCUAUAAAUCACUAAAUGGGUUAGGUCCUAAAUACAUGAAAGAAAAUAAACCCAGUAGGGGUCUGAGAUUUAAAGACUCAGGUCAAAUAGUGGCGCACAGAGUACAAAGCAAACAUGGAGAAGCAGCAUUUAGCUGUUAUGCUGCACACAAAUGGAAUAAGUUGCCAACAGAAGUGACGUCAGGCCCAAGUGUGCAUGCUUUUCAGUCCAACUUAAAAACUCUCAGGCUUUUUAGAGCAUUUCCACUUUGAAAUUGUGUUUC